GCGGUGCGUGCCUCUGUGUGUGUGUGUGUGUGUGUGUGUGUGUGUGUGUGUGUGCGUGUGCGUGUGUAGGGGAGGCUGGAGCGGGGUGGGACCGAGGAGCCGUGAUUACAGCUCUCCCCGGAGAAGAAGAUUGCUCUCUCCAGAUGCUUAUUUCUGAAGCACUUGGCAAUCAUCAGGCGGGAGCCGGGAAGAGGCGGCGGUAGCCGCCCCGACCGCGGCGAUGGCAGCGGCGGGCGAGCGGGCGGCGGCGGCGCGGGGCUGAGGGGCAGCCCCAGGAGGCAGCGCUGCCAGCCGGACUCGACCCGACCCGACCCAAUCCGACCCGACCGGGCGCAGCUCUGCCCCGAGCCCCGCUCGCUCCGCGCCGCCAGCCCGCCCGCCCGCAGACACCUGCCCGAGUAGGCAGUAGGUGCCCCAGCGCCGGGACACGGCGGGGGUGACGGCGGGGCACCCAUGCGGUGACCCCCGGCAGCGGCAGCUCCCGCCGGCCGCAGAGUGGAGGUGCCGCUCCGCAGCCGCGCCUCGGGCCGGAGGAGGCUCCCGCUCGCCCGCCCCCGCCGCCGGGGAUGGGUCCCCGCCGGGGCUGAGCGCCCCGCCGCCUCCCGCCUCUCUGCCCGGCGUGGGCGAUCCGGCGAGCAGCCAUGGCAGCGGCCAUCGCCAGCGGCUUGAUCCGCCAGAAGCGGCAGGCGAGGGAGCAGCACUGGGACCGGCCCUCGGCCAGCAGGAGGCGGAACAGCCCCAGCAAGAACCGCGGGCUCUGCAACGGCAACCUGGUGGACAUCUUCUCCAAGGUCCGCAUCUUCGGGCUCAAGAAGCGGCGGUUGCGGCGCCAAGAUCCCCAGCUCAAGGGUAUAGUGACCAGGUUAUAUUGCAGGCAAGGCUACUACUUGCAAAUGCACCCCGAUGGAAGUCUCGAUGGAACCAAGGAUGACAGCAGUAAUUCUACUUUAUUCAACCUUAUACCAGUGGGACUCCGAGUUGUUGCUAUCCAGGGUGUAAAGACUGGGUUGUAUAUAGCCCUAAAUGGAGAAGGUUUCCUCUACACAUCAGAACUUUUUACACCAGAGUGCAAAUUCAAGGAGUCCGUUUUUGAAAAUUAUUAUGUAAUCUACUCAUCCAUGCUCUACAGACAACAGGAGUCCGGGAGGGCCUGGUUCUUGGGGCUGAACAAAGAAGGGCAGGUCAUGAAAGGAAACAGAGUGAAGAAAACAAAACCAGCAGCUCAUUUUCUACCCAAGCCAUUGGAAGUUGCCAUGUAUCGAGAACCAUCUUUGCAUGAUAUCGGAGAAACAGUGCCAAAGGCUGGGGUAACUCCAAGUAAAAGCACAAGUGCAUCUGCAAUAAUGAAUGGCGGCAAACCAGUUAACAAGAGCAAGACGACAUAGCCAGAUCCUCACAGGUGUUGUGACUUACUGAAUCCCGAGUACAGUUGAGUGAUUUAUCCUUGCCAGACUUCCUCUCGGCUGUGUCUGUGGAUCAGCUUGCGGCAAGUCACCGACUUGCCCGUUGCUGUUUCUGAACUGAGUUGUUGCAAGUGGAUAAAUCUCAACAUGUAGCUCUACCCAAAACAAGAAGACACCUGGAUGAACCAGCUAAACUCAGACCAUGGAAUGCCCUACCGGAUAUUGGAAUGCCUUUUUAAUAUCUUUUCUGUGACUGUGACACUUCAUGUGAAUGACAUACUUCACAAGUACACUUGAUACCUUGCCUGCUGACAAUUGCCCAUAAUCCCUUUUUGAGUCCACUUUCAGCAAAAUCCAUGUGUUUAAGUUCUAUUUUGUAGCACACAAAUAAUCAAGUAAUUUCUAGUUAGAUGCUGUAAACCUGUGCUAUUAUGAAUUUCUCUUCUUCCCUUUUUUAUAAGGCUGCUCGCUCCACUGUUUGUGACCUUUUGCAGGGAUUGUGUUUCUCUAUAACUUAAGUGUUGCCGGUGGCUUAGUUUUGAAAGCAAUCAGGGAAUCAGGAAGCCUUCAAAAAUCUAUUAUUACAAAUUAUAUCUAUAAAGAAUAGGAUCGUUGUCUCUGGCUUACAAUAUUGAUUAAAUGUGAAUACUCUUUAGUAAAAGAUACUGUGCUUCUGAGGUUGGCAUUAUAGUGGAGGGAAGAGUGUCAAACACAACCAACGGGGAGUUUUAUGAAACAUGUGUUUGGCAUCCCCCUAUAGUUUCUUUUUGUGUGUGUGUUUUAUACAUAUCACAGGCUUACUGGUAAUGGUAACAUUUGCCUUGCCCAGCGAGCAAGACCCACUCACUUUUGGGAAAGUGGGUCCAAAGAAUUUUGUAGGCCUUGUAGGCCUGAAUUAAGGCUCAUUUUUCAUCUACUAAAUCUUCAUUGUUUGAAAAACAACCACCACCAAUAAAAAAAAAUAAGUAAGACUAAUCAGAAUCGUGCUACCUAAAUCCAUUUCAAAUAUAAUCCUUUCCUGUUUUUAAGGAACUGAACUUAAUGCCAUUGUUAUUUUUGGCUGAAUUCCACACCUACUUAGCAAAGCAUGGGCAAGGAUGUUGUUGUGUUCUUUUUUGCAGCACCAAUGCAAAGGGUAGUUACAAAUUAUAGUUUAAUAUUUCUGGUGUUUAAAAAAAAAUAAAUUUUAAAACUGGACAUAUUCCAAAAGUUUAUUUUUAUUUUUAGCUAAGCAUGCAAAGUCCGGUCCUAUGUAAUUCACUGAUAUCCCGGUAUGUACCUCCACCCAGCUUCCAAGGAUAACAUGCCCACAAAAUCGCUAGAUUGAAGGUGCCUUGCCUUGAUCUCUAUAUACUGUACUUUUUCCUACAUCAAUCUAGAAGAAAUCAAAAACAUUAUAAAAUUGAAGCCUUGGAUCAUAUUACCAGAAACAACAUUAACCCUUUGAGUUUCUCACUUGUGAACAAUUAAGCCAAUGUUGUGGGGUGAAGUGGGCAUGGGGAAGGGAAGAUUUAGAGAACGCCACAGAGGUGCCACUGAAGUUUUUGCAUGCUUAGUCACAGGCUUUCAGAAGAUUAAAAUAUGGGCACUCUCUGUAUGCUUAAGAUGGAAUUUAUUUCUCAGAAAUGGCAGCAAAGAUCAAACUGUAUCUCAGUCUGGAAAACUGUGUGGCCUCUUGCUGUUACCUUGAUAUUUAAAGACAAAAAGAGGAAACCAUCCGUUCCCUUUUUAGCACUGUAUUUCUGUCAAUUUGUUUUAUCCCAUCUUUGUGCUGAAGUCCCUAAGAGAGGCUGAUGGUUCUUUCAAACUCCCUCUCUGCUCAGCUGAACAACUGAUUCAGUCUGAAUGAACUCUUCAUACUAGUUUUCAAAUGUGUUCUGUUUUUAUAAGAAACAUUUAGUGCACUCUUCAAGGAGGCUACUGUAAAGCUGCUAAAUUCUAGAUAAACUUUUAUUUUUUCUGUAAGUCAGACUUCGUUUUGUAUAUGUGCUAUGAGAACAGCAAGCUAAUGCUUGAUGUUGGGUCUUUCUAGGGAGGGAAUAAGUUAAGCAUGAAGCCCUCUAUCCAUGUAGGGGAAAAAAAUACAAAC
Molecule: messenger RNA, 3492 nt
Organism: Empidonax traillii (willow flycatcher)
Lineage: Eukaryota; Metazoa; Chordata; Aves; Passeriformes; Tyrannidae
Gene: FGF14
Product: fibroblast growth factor 14
Exons: 5
Coding region: 642-1385 (247 amino acids)
Biological process (GO): cell differentiation; positive regulation of protein phosphorylation; fibroblast growth factor receptor signaling pathway
Cellular component (GO): cytoplasm
Molecular function (GO): fibroblast growth factor receptor binding; growth factor activity
Source: RefSeq, a predicted model, not a curated record